This is a messenger RNA of Rosa chinensis, 1750 nucleotides long. Its product is annotated as UDP-glucose flavonoid 3-O-glucosyltransferase 7-like. Gene Ontology annotation, molecular function: UDP-glycosyltransferase activity. The transcript has a single exon. The record is from RefSeq and is a predicted model, not a curated record. Lineage: Eukaryota; Viridiplantae; Streptophyta; Magnoliopsida; Rosales; Rosaceae. Bases 1 to 1470 code for a protein of 489 amino acids.
AUGGAAACUAAAUCCCAUCAGCAGCUUCACAUUUUCUUCUUUCCCUUUAUGGCUCAAGGACACAGCGUACCUGCCAUAGAGAUAGCCAAACAAUUUGCUUCUUACUCAGUAAAAUGCACCAUAAUAACCACGCCUCUCAAUGCACCACAUUUUUCCAAAGCGACCCAAAGAAGGAAAAUAUUGGGGUUUGAUUAUGAAAUCGAACUUCUACUCCUGAAGUUCCCCUCUGUUGAGGCUGGGUUGCCACAAGAAUGUGAGAGUUUUAGCUCGGCUACGACACAAGAGAUGGAGCUAAAAUUCUUCAAGGCCGUCACUUUGCUUCAACCACAACUUGAGCAGAUUUUGGACCAACACCGUCCUCAUUGUCUCGUUGCUGAUGCCUUGUUUCCUUGGGCUACAAAUGUUGCUGCAAAAUUUGGAAUUCCAAGCCUUCUCUUUCAUGGAACCGGUUUUUUCUCAUUGUGUGCUUCAAUGAGUAUGAUAAUACAUCAACCUCACUUGAAGUUGUCAUCUGAUUCAGAGUCUUUUUCCAUUCCUAAUUUCCCAGUUGAGAUGAAGAUGACAGGAAGCCAAAUACCAGCUUAUUUAAAGCUGAAUAUUGAAAAUGAAUUCACCAAGUUGUUUAAAUUAUCCAAGGACGCUGAGGAAAGGAGCUAUGGGGUUAUUGUUAACAGCUUCUAUGAACUUGAACCAGAAUAUGCAGAUCACUAUAGGAAGAUGUUUGGGAGGAAGACAUGGCAUAUAGGCCCGGUGUCACUGUACAACAAGGCAGCCAAAGAAAAAGUAGAGAGUGGAUGCGUGGAAAGUUCCAUUGAGGAAGUGCACCAGUGCUUAUAUUGGCUUAAUUCUAAGAAACCCAAGACAGUUGUUUAUGCAUGUUUUGGAAGCCUGACCAAUUUUAGUGAUUCUCAGCUUCUGGAAAUUGCAGUGGGGCUAGAGGCUAGCGGGCAAGAGUUCAUUUGGGUUGUGAAGAAAGAAGAGAAAGAUAAAGAAAAGUGGUUGCCUGAAGGGUUUGAGCAGAGAAUGGAAGGUAAAGGACUCAUUAUAAGAGGCUGGGCUCCCCAAGUGCUGAUUCUUGAGCAUGAAGCAGUUGGAGGCUUUCUGACUCAUUGUGGGUGGAACUCAAUCCUUGAAGGAGUGUCUGUUGGUGUACCAAUGAUCACAUGGCCAGUCUCGGCUGAGCAGAUUUAUAAUGAAAAGUUGGUGACUCAGAUACUUAGAACUGGUGUUGCUGUUGGUGCUCAUCAAUGGGGUACAGUUGCAGAUGAAAGUGUGAAGAUGGAGGCUAGUGUAAAGAGGGAGGCAAUAGAAGAGGCUGUGAGUCAAAUGAUGGUGGGGGAUGAAGCAUUGGCAAUGAGAAGCAGAGCUAAAGAGCUAGGAAAGAUGGCAAGGAGGGCAGUUGAAGAAGGCGGUUCAUCGUUCAAGGAUUUAAGUGCUCUAAUUUCUGAGUUGAGGUCCCUUUCGUCUUGAUUCUUUUAAAGCUUUGCAAAAGCUUCAAGAGGAAAUUCUCCUCUACUAAUUUAAAUCAGGAGCACCUACAGGCGUUCAAAUGUUGUAGCAUAAGUCAAAGAAAUGUAAUGGAAUGAAAUGGUUGUAAUAGACUAAUAGGUUGCAGAAGACUCUAUGAAACGAAAUGGUUGUACCAUUGUACCAAGUGAAAAGCAUUGCAAUGGAAUGACGAAUGGUUAACAGAAGAGUCUAUGAAAUUAUCAUUGGAGAAAUCUAGUUCCCAUUGUUUGGAGGAAAUAGG